Molecule: messenger RNA, 1050 nt
Organism: Salvia splendens (bonfire salvia)
Lineage: Eukaryota; Viridiplantae; Streptophyta; Magnoliopsida; Lamiales; Lamiaceae
Product: protein trichome birefringence-like 37
Exons: 4
Coding region: 1-1050 (349 amino acids)
Cellular component (GO): Golgi apparatus
Molecular function (GO): O-acetyltransferase activity
Source: RefSeq, a predicted model, not a curated record
AUGGCCGGAUUCAAGUGUCAUUCUUUGUUAGCAAUUUUCAUGUUAUAUCUCAUAUAUGCAAAAUCAGAAUUAUUUGCAAACACAAGUAAUUAUUUUGGAGAGUUAGCAAGUGGAUGCAACUUGUUUAGUGGUGCAUGGGUGCAUGAUUCUUCUUCACCUCAUCUCUACGAUUCUUCGACUUGUCCCUUCAUUGAUUCUCAAUUUGAUUGCCUCAAACAUGGCCGCCCAGACAAAGAUUACAUCAAUUACUCAUGGAAACCAAGCUCUUGCAACUUGCCUAGAUUUGAUGGUGUUGAUUUUCUGAGGAGAUGGAAAGGGAAGAAGAUAAUGUUUGUGGGCGACUCGUUGAGUCUAAAUCAAUGGAACUCGUUAGUGUGCAUGCUACAUGCUGCACACCUGAAUGCUAAGACCACCUUCGUUAAACAAACCCCAAUUUCUCAUGUUACGUUUGAGGAGUUUGGAGUGACAAUAUACCUCCAUACAACCCAUUAUUUGGUGGACCUAGUGAAAGAAGCCAAAGGUUUUGUCUUAAAACUAGACUCCAUUGAAGAAGGCAAAGCAUGGCUAGGAAUGGACAUGCUUAUAUUCAACACAUGGCAUUGGUGGCUCCACACUGGUCCCAAAGCACAAGGUUGGGACUUCAUUCAAUAUGGUUCCACCAUAGCCAAGGACAUGGACCGCCUUCGAGCCUUCUCUCAUGCCCUCACCACGUGGGCCCAUUGGGUCAACCAAAAUGUCAACCCUUCCCAGACUAAGGUCUUCUUUCAAGGGAUUUCUCCCUCUCAUUCUAGGGACUGCGAUGGAGCACGUGCACCGGAUAAAGGGACCACGGAUUCGAUAAGGCCAGAGUCGGCUACUAUAGUUUUGAAGAAGGUGUUGAGUACGUUAACGAAACCGGUCUAUUUGCUAGAUGUUGCGGCCUUGUCGGGGCUCCGGAGAGACGCUCAUCCGUCGAGAUACGGUGGCGGUGCGGGUCUUGAUUGCAGCCAUUGGUGCUUACCUGGAUUGCCGGAUACUUGGAACCAGCUUCUUUAUGCAGCUCUCAUUUGA